UAAUAAGUGUGAAACGUUCCCAUUGGCUACACGGCACAACAUCGUGUGUGUGGGGCUCUCUCCAGAUGGAAGUCUUGCCAUACUAAUUGAUGAAGGUAUUUGCAUAAAGGAGGUAUUUGCUUUCCAACAGCGUGAAAUAAAAAUAUGCUCUGAAGAGGAAAGCCUGUAUUGCUAGAGGGAGCUGCCUUGCUUGUCAGUUUAAUCGGUAAAUCUGUAAUACAUCACUUCCAUUUUCACAAGCCAGUGCACAGUGUCUGCUUUUCCCCUGAUGGCAAGAAAUUUGUGAUUACAAAAGACAACGUUGCUCUUAUGUACCAUGCUCCUGGGAGAAAAAGAGAAUUUAAUGCAUUUGUUCUGGACAAAACUUACUACGGUCCAUAUGAUGAAACAACAUGUAUUGACUGGACCGAUGAUUCCAAAUGUUUUGCUAUAGGGAGCAAGGACAUGUCAACGUGGGUGUUCGGAGCAGAGCGAUGGGCAAACUUGAUCUAUUACUCGCUUGGAGGGCAUAAGGAUACAAUAGUAGCGUGUUUUUUUGAAGAGCACAGUUUAGAUCUGUACACAAUUAGCCAGGAUGGGGCACUGUGUGUGUGGCAGUGUGAUACAGAGCUGGAUGGUCUGAAGCCCAUGCUCCCUAAAGAUGAAACUAAGGAAAAGAGUAAAGCAAAAGAAGAUGAAGAGUUUACUGAAGAACCUCUGGGUGAAGAAAUUCGUGGGAAAGCCAAUCCAAACGAGCAAGAGACUAGAGAUAAAGUUAAAUAUUCUCGUGUCGCAAAGUAUUUUUUUAAUAAAGAGGGUGAUUUUAAUAACCUGACAUCUGCAGCUUAUCACAAGAAAACACACCUUUUAGUCACCGGUUUUGCCUCUGGAAUCUUCCACCUCCACGAGCUUCCAGAUUUCAAUCUGAUCCAUUCCUUGAGUAUUUCAGAUCAACGGAUAGCUUCUAUUUCUAUUAACUGUACUGGUGACUGGAUUGCCUUUGGAUGUUCAGGUCUGGGUCAGCUCCUGGUAUGGGAGUGGCAAAGUGAGUCUUAUGUGUUGAAGCAGCAGGGCCAUUUCAACAGCAUGGUCUCGUUAGCAUAUUCUCCAGACGGACAGUACAUAGUAACUGGAGGGGAAGAUGGGAAGGUGAAAGUCUGGAACGCUUCCAGCAGCUUUUGCUUCGUCACUUUUACAGAACAUACCAGCAGCAUAACUGCUGUAACUUUUACUUCCAGCGGUUAUGUCAUUUUGAGUGCUUCCCUAGAUGGAACAGUGCGAGCCUUUGAUCUACAUAGAUACCGCAAUUUCCGCACCUUUACUUCUCCACGACCGACUCAGUUCUCUUGUUUAGCUGUGGACUCCAGUGGUGAGAUUGUGUCAGCUGGUUCCCAGGAUUCCUUUGAAAUAUUCAUCUGGUCAAUGCAGAGUGGGAGACUGUUGGAUGUAUUAUCAGGUCACGAGGGCCCCAUCAGCAGUUUGUCGUUUAACCCAAUGAAAUGUGUCCUAGCUAGUGCCUCUUGGGAUAAGACUGUCAAGUUAUGGGAUAUGUUAGACAGUUGGAGAACCAAGGAGACUCUAACAUUGAACUCAGAUGUUCUUGUUGUUGCUUUCCGUCCUGAUGGCAAAGAGCUUGCAGUUGCUUCUUUGAAUGGACAGAUAACAUUUUGGGAUCAUGAAAACGCAGUGCAAACUGGCUCAAUUGAGGGAAGACAUGACCUUCAGAUGGGAAGAAAGGAGCUUGAUAAAAUAACAGCCAAACAAUCAGCCAAGGGAAAAUCUUUUACUACACUGUGUUACUCGGCAGAUGGUCAAUCUAUUCUGGCAGGUGGAUUGUCAAAAUUUGUCUGUAUAUAUAAUGUCAAGGAACAGAUUCUUAUGAAAAAGUUUGAAAUCUCGUGCAACUUUUCUUUAGAUGCAAUGGAGGAGUACCUAGAUCGAAGAAAAAUGACUGAAUUUGGCAGCAUGGCUCUGAUUGAUGAAGGUGCUGGAGAUGAAGAUGGUGUUGCUAUUCCUCUUCCUGGAGUAAAGAGAGGUGACAUGAGUUCUCGACACUUCAAACCGGAAAUACGAGUGACUUGCCUGCAAUUCUCUCCUACAGGACGAAGCUGGGCAGCCACCACCACAGAAGGCCUUCUUAUCUAUUCAUUGGACUCUGGGCUAAUUUUUGAUCCUUUUGAGCUAGAUAUUGAUGUCACACCCAGCAAUAUACACAAAACACUGCAUCAGAAGGAGUACACUAUGGCUAUCAUUAUGGCCUUCAAGCUGAAUGAAAAGAAGUUAAUUCAGGAGGUCAUAGAGGCUAUACCUAGUACUGAAGUUGAUGUUAUCUGCUCAUCGCUCCCGGAUCUGUAUGUGGAGAAGGUAUUGGAGUUCCUGGCCUCUGCCUUUGAGAUAUCUUGUCAUUUAGAGUUCUAUCUUAUUUGGGCUCAUAAAUUGCUCAUGCUACAUGGACAGAAACUGAAAACAAGGUCAGAGAAGCUGCUCCCUGUGAUCCAAUUUCUUCAGAAAAGCAUCCAACGUCAUUUUGAAGAUGUUUCCAAACUCUGUGAAUGGAAUAUCUACAAUAUUAAAUACGCAUUGGCCAUUUCGCAGCAGCGGGGCAUGAAACGUCUGGCAGACACAUCAGCGGAUGAAGACGAGGUGGAUUCUGACAGUGAUUAUAUUAUGCAAGAUGUUCGUCAGGAGAAUUUUAGUUCGUAGUGACUCUUCAUGAGAGGAAGAAAAGAGAAAGUAAUUUUAUGCAGUGGUAUUCACUGAGACUGAGUGGCCCUUAUAGAGGCAUAAUUUCACUCUCUUUAACAGCAUGGACAGAGUUACGUGCAAGUUACAGAAAUUGGUUAAGGUUAGGACAAGCAGAGUGCCUAUCCAUGGUAUACUUUGUGUGAUCUGUGAAGUCUGAUGAAGUCCCAAUAAUUAGGAAAAAUAACAUACCUGUACCAAUGAAUAUGGGAACAAAGUUACUGUGCUAUAAAACUUCCCCAGGGAUUUAAUUAAUAAUCUGAGAGACUAUGGUAAAGGUAUCUGUUUGUAAAUUGCCAGUUCAAUAAUGUAGCUUAAACUGCAAGGGAUGGAAUGUGUUACAGAUGUUCAUCUUUCCCUCAUGAAAGCUCUUGUUUUGUUUUUUAAAUGUUAUUCAUUAAAAUAUCGAAAUCUGGAAGUUGUA
Molecule: messenger RNA, 3145 nt
Organism: Struthio camelus australis
Lineage: Eukaryota; Metazoa; Chordata; Aves; Struthioniformes; Struthionidae
Source: RefSeq, a predicted model, not a curated record